AUGGAAUCCCUUCAAGGCCACCGCAACGUGCUCCCCCUCCUCGGUUUGUACGAAGAUGAGAAAUCCGUCUACAUUCUGACGGAAUUGUGCGACGGCGGCGACAUUUUCAGCCUGAUCGUGCAGACCGGCGGCAUUCCCGAACGAGCGGCUGCGAUGAUCUUCGCGCAGGUCGCGGACGCCGUGAGAUGGUGCCACGCGCACAGAAUCGCGCACCGCGACAUCAAACCGGAGAACGUUCUUAUCACCACCAUCGCCGCCGCCGGUGCCCCAGACUCGCCCGACGCAGGGGCUCGGCUAGAAGCGCGCCUCGCGGAUUUCGGCCUCGCGAUGGAGAUCCCGAGGGGCUUCUCACUGCGCGGCGCCGUCGGCAGCGCGCCGUACGAGGCGCCGGAAGUUUUGGCUGGGGACCUCUACAGCUUCGGCGCGGACAUCUGGUCGCUCGGAGUGCUCCUAUACGCAACCAUCUCCGCUAAAUGGCCCUCUUUUCCCGGAAACGUGCGCAAGUUUCUGCCUGAAGUCGACUUUUCCGUCGCGCCCUGGCCUUCCGUGUCGGUUGAGGCGAAAGAUCUUAUCCGUCGGAUGCUGACCUUGGACGCGAGCCAACGGCUGGAUAUCGACGGCGUGUUGGCGCACCCGUGGCUCCGGAUCGCAUCAGCUCGUAGCGAGUCAAGAAAAGCGCCACGCGAUUUGAAAUCAUCGCGCCAACCCAGCGCUCCCAUAGUAGCGCCGUUUUUUCCACCCACGGAAGCUCCGAAACUCGAUUUCGGACCCGAGACCGCGGCGCCCCAUCCGCAUUCGCCCCAACUCGAUUCUCGCCCUGACUCGUCCAAAGCGUGCCGAAACGGCUGCUCUUCUCAGUCCGCGGCUGACGUGGACUAUUCAGAGGCGACGCGCAUCGCGGGUAAUUCCAAGGCGAGCGGCGCGGGGGUUCCGAGGCACGCCAGCUUUGACGAAUGGAGUGAGUGCGGCGCGGAAGUUGGGCUCGCGGAGGCUGGUUGCGCGGAGGCUGGUUGCGCGGACCUCUCCGAGCCCGUCCUUCGCGCGGCGGAAGCCGACCAGCACAACGCGGAAGCAGCGAGUUGCGGCGCCGCAUCCGCCGCAAUUGCGUGCUGGGCGACUUCGCCGCGUCGGCCGUGGUCGCAGCGAUCCCCGACAUCAGAAGAGACGCGCCGCGACUCGUCCCGCAGCAGCGGCGGCGGCGGCAGCGGAAGCCGUACCAACAGCAGGAACAGCAGCAGCAGCAGCAGCAGCAGCGUCAGGCCGGUGAGGUUGAAGCGGGAGGUGCCGCUCGGCAACAAAGAGCAAUCUCACACCCCUUCCGCGGCCGUCUCCCGUCUCUCUCCCAAAGCUCCGUCGCCCAGGCGGCAAUUCCGCCAGUCCGCCUCUUCUCAGUCGCUAUGCUCCGAGGGGCUGCCGCUGCAGCCUCCCAAGCUGCCGCCAUUCCACCGCGCAUCACCCUCCGCGUCGCCAUCGCCCCGCUCUUGCCCGCCGCAAGGCAUCCCUCUUCAGCCGUCCACCCCCAAGGCGUUUCCUUCUUUCCCCCAAGCGUCACCCGCAGCAGCCGCAUCGCAAUCGCCCCGCUCUUGCCCCCCGCAGGGGAUUCCUCUUCAGCCGUCCACUCCCCGGACCCCCAAAGCUUCUCCCUCUCCUCGCGGCAAGACGCGCACAAGUGCUACUGCCGCCCUCCCCAAGGUUCCCUCGGGUCAAGGGUCGGCAGCAGAGGGCAACAUGCGUCUGGCUGCCCACCCUGCUCUCGCCCUCCUCGCAUCGCCAUUCCGACCAGCCCAGCAAUGA
Molecule: messenger RNA, 1794 nt
Organism: Closterium sp. Naga37s-1
Lineage: Eukaryota; Viridiplantae; Streptophyta; Zygnematophyceae; Desmidiales; Closteriaceae
Source: the annotation of a GenBank genome assembly